Molecule: messenger RNA, 1911 nt
Organism: Didymella exigua CBS 183.55
Lineage: Eukaryota; Fungi; Ascomycota; Dothideomycetes; Pleosporales; Didymellaceae
Exons: 3
Coding region: 244-1824 (526 amino acids)
Source: RefSeq, a predicted model, not a curated record
CCUUCUUCCAUUCUUCCCCACACUCUCGUUGUAUUAAGAAAGAGGUGGAGCCUGAUAGUCAUAUCCUGUUGCACCUCACUACACGCCAGCUGUGGCUUGACAGUGCUGAGGAUUAACUCGCACCUCCCUCACCGGCCUUCAGCAACGCCAACCUCACCUCAAGCAGGCGUAACAAAUAGCAGUCGAUUAGUGUGCCCUUCCCCUAGAGUCUGGGUACAUCGACACGGUCGCAACUACCACAUUAUGGGCAGGAUGGCGCCCAUUCUCACGCCACGGAUGCUUAAUGGCGGGAGAAGCAACACGGAUGCUCUCGGAAUCACAUACGUCGUCAUCGCUAUAAUAUACACACUUAUAUUGGCAUUCGAGCUCACACUACUGUACCGCAGACGGGAUGCGUUUUGCGUACAUAUCAGGAACAUCAAGAUCGUCUUCGCUGCGGUGUCGAUGCUCCACGUUUACCUCACUCUCGUCUUGCUGGCGUAUCCGUGGAAUGGCCUGUACCCAUGCUCAGCAGAGUUUUGGGUCAUGUCAGUCUUUCUGCCAUUAGGUAUGGCUUUUUUCCAAGCCUGCAAUGCCAGGGUCCUCACAGCAUACGAGAGCCAACGACGUAUGACGCGCAACUUCCUGGAAGGUGCUCGUAAGGAGCGUAUGUCAUUUACACCUGCAGGGCUGUGUAGGGCGUGGAUGCAUCUUGAUGCAGCGUCUAAGAUCUAUGUGCUCACGCUUAUGGGCCUCAUAAUCUCGUUCGUACCGGCUCUUGUCCUUUACUUCGGCUCGCGUCGCUUCCAUGCCUCUUACGGCUUCUUUGGUACCGUGGCUGGAUUCGUGGAGUGCCGCAAAGGAUUCGAAUGGAUACCUUCAAUCUUUGUGCAGCUUUUCUGGACAGCAAUGGUCGGUCCCUGGAUCCUGUGGAAAGUCCGUCACGUCCAGGAUGUUCACUCGUGGGCGUGGCAGACUAGACUGGCCAUCAUCGCUGGCCUACCUGGCACUCCGUUGUGGAUUGCGUUUACGUAUUCGAACAUACCCGAGGUCAUUCGCAUCAGGAAGUACUUCGCGCCGGCGGGGUGGUUCAUUCCGUCCCUGAUCAUUUGCCAACAGGUUCUGAUCCUCAUCCCGCUCGCUGGUGCCUUCAAAUCGAAGCCGCGUCAACGACGUAUGUCACAAGCGACAGAGACUGCGUCACUCACGUCGACCGUCUCCGACUCUUCAGAAAAGUCCGUUCAAGAGCUGUUCCGCGACCUGAAACCCAAGGCUUCUAUGCAAGCCCUCGAGCUCAGCAUCGAACAAAAUAUCGAGCCCCUCAUUGUCUGGGCCGCAACCAGGGAAUUCACCGCGGAGAACGCCAUCUUCCUUCGCGAAGUCCGCAACUGGCGCAAGAAGUGGUCCUCUCUCAAAGUCGUCUCGACCUCGCAACGCCGUCAGAUGUACAACGAAGCCUCCCUUAUCUACUUUACCCUGAUUAACCCUUUCACCGCCGAAACACCCAUCAACAUCGAAUACAAGAUCUUCAAAGUCCUACAGAACCUGUUCGCCGGCAUGGAGUACGACCCCUACAUGCCUCGCAGCCAAACACCAGACGAUGUCAAAUCACCCGUCGUCCGCGAGAAUGUCAUCUGCCCCUGGGAGGAGACCUUGAGCCGCCCUGCUAGUAUCAAAUCCGACAUCACCUCGUCCUCCACGUCAUCAACAUCGAGCAUCAUCCCUAGCGAGUUCACAGAAGACGUUUUCGACGCCGCGUACGAAAGCAUCAAGUACCUCAUCUUCACCAACACUUGGCCACGCUAUGUCGACGCCGAGAUGUGUAGUAAGGCAUCGUCGCCUUAGAGAUCCCCAUGACACAACGGAAUGGAGCAGUAUCAGUAACAUGAGCCAAUGUCACAUUCUUAGCUGAGCAUGGACACUCGACGGCCG